CACGGGUACUAGUAGUACUACCAUAUCAUGUGACGUGCAUGCGGCUGUGAUGCACACCAACCCAGCCAUGGCCAAGGCAGCUCCUCCUCUCCUCGCCGCCGGCAGCCGCACUGCCAUCACAGCGCAGCAGCCAUCGUCGAGGAAAGGCGCCGCUGGCACCGGUUUGUUCUGCAGUCGCGCCAUCGUCAGCAAGCGCACCAGGGUAACAGCGAAGCUCGGAGACGGAGAGCUGAAGCCUGCAGGCAAGCGGAAGUUCAUCACCAAGGAAGAGGAGCCAGAACAGUACUGGCAGACCGCGGGGGAGAGGGAGGGGGAGAACCCCAUGAUGACACCCCUGCCCUACAUCAUCAUCUUCGGCAUGUCCACCCCCUUCGUCAUCCUCGCCAUCGCCUUCGCCAAUGGCUGGAUCAAGGUCCCUGUGCGAUGACCGUAACGCGAUCAGCCAGCCUGGAUCAUAGAUGCUGACUCGUCAGCCUGCAUCUCAUCCAGCGUGUGUCCUGCGACUUUGUACCUUCAUAUAUAGAGACAAGAGUUCUUGCGUGUGAGCAUAAUUGCAUGAUCGCGUGGUGUAUGUAACCCGAAACUGUUUACCUUUUCGCAACAACUUCAAUCUUCACUCUUCA
This is a messenger RNA of Zea mays, 623 nucleotides long. RefSeq lists its product as uncharacterized. Bases 50 to 427 code for a protein of 125 amino acids. NCBI's taxonomy places the organism in Eukaryota, Viridiplantae, Streptophyta, Magnoliopsida, Poales, Poaceae. The transcript has 3 exons. The record is from RefSeq and is marked validated. Gene Ontology annotation, cellular component: chloroplast.